Messenger RNA from Aplosporella prunicola CBS 121167, 830 nucleotides. RefSeq lists its product as uncharacterized. Gene Ontology annotation, biological process: protein peptidyl-prolyl isomerization. NCBI's taxonomy places the organism in Eukaryota, Fungi, Ascomycota, Dothideomycetes, Botryosphaeriales, Aplosporellaceae. The record is from RefSeq and is a predicted model, not a curated record. The coding region runs from base 40 to 525 and encodes 161 amino acids. Gene Ontology annotation, molecular function: peptidyl-prolyl cis-trans isomerase activity. Gene Ontology annotation, cellular component: catalytic step 2 spliceosome. The transcript is spliced from 2 exons.
CUAGGACCUACGCCCUUAAUUCCUUUAAAAUACGCAAUCAUGGCCACAGACGUCGCAAUUGAGACCACAAUGGGCACCAUAACCGUAGAGCUAUACAACUCGCACGCGCCCAAGACAUGCAAGAACUUCAGCACGCUAGCCUCACGCGGCUACUACAACGGCAUCAUCUUCCACCGCAUCAUCCCGAACUUCAUGGUGCAGACAGGCGACCCGACGGGCACCGGCCGCGGCGGCAGCUCCAUCUACGGCGACAAGUUCGAGGACGAGAUCAGCACGUCGUUGAAGCACACGGGCGCGGGCAUCCUCAGCAUGGCCAACAGCGGGCCCAACACCAAUGGCAGCCAGUUCUUCAUCACCCUGGCCCCGACGCCCUGGCUCGAUGGAAAGCAUACGAUUUUCGGCCGCGUGAAGAACGGGUUAAGGAUCGUGCAGCGCAUGGGGCUGGUGAAGACGGGGGCGGAGGAUCGCCCAAAUGACGAGGUUAAGAUCGUGAGGGCGUAUGUGGUCGAGAAUGAUGAGAUAUGAAUGGGGCGGGAGAGCUGCUGCGAGCAGACGAAUCACGAACGUUAGGCGGCCGGGACGGAGUUGCUGCGCGCGCGAAGAGGGACGUCACACUGCACUUGAGUGUCUAGCGCACCGUGCGGUGUGGGUGGUAGCGCAAGCAGGUGUGAGCAUGUCUGCUCAUGUAAGUAACCAUUGCCGCUAUUCUACACGCGGUUAAGAGCUCCAAGAAGAGCAGACUCGAGCCAUGUGGUCAAGGAGGUUCAUUUCCAUCCUCCAGAGUCUCUAAAUGCUCGGGUAGAAGUACUGGGCCACGAAUUAAAACCCAG